AUGGCCUCGACUAUCAUUCGCAGUAUCGAGAAACACUGGUGGAAAGCCGAUCAAGAUGUGUUCAUUGCAACUCUCUUCCUCAAUCCCUACCUUGACCAGUUGAUCUUCAAACUGACACCCGCGAUCACCAUGGGAAUCAUCAAGUGUAUGUAUCAGAGGGUGUUCUGCACUUCCAUUACUGAACUCCCACUGACACUCCUCGGUCUGGUACUACAUUACACCAACCUGGAAGAAGAGUUCUCUGACAUAAACUGGCCUAUCAACGGGUUGAGGGAUGGUUGUCAGGCUCAGGAUAGUUUGAUUGAUCCAUCAAAGUGCUGGCAAACACUUGGGGACAACAACCCUCUGUCGAAGGUCUAG
Molecule: messenger RNA, 360 nt
Organism: Punctularia strigosozonata HHB-11173 SS5
Lineage: Eukaryota; Fungi; Basidiomycota; Agaricomycetes; Corticiales; Punctulariaceae
Exons: 2
Coding region: 1-360 (119 amino acids)
Source: RefSeq, a predicted model, not a curated record